Messenger RNA from Peromyscus eremicus (cactus mouse), 3204 nucleotides. It is a transcript of the gene Rab27b, whose product is annotated as RAB27B, member RAS oncogene family. Gene Ontology annotation, molecular function: GTPase activity; GTP binding. The coding region runs from base 13 to 669 and encodes 218 amino acids. The record is from RefSeq and is a predicted model, not a curated record. Gene Ontology annotation, biological process: positive regulation of exocytosis; melanosome transport. Lineage: Eukaryota; Metazoa; Chordata; Mammalia; Rodentia; Cricetidae. The transcript is spliced from 5 exons. Gene Ontology annotation, cellular component: secretory granule; melanosome.
AAGACCACCACUAUGACUGAUGGAGAUUAUGAUUAUCUGAUUAAACUCCUGGCCCUUGGAGACUCGGGAGUAGGGAAGACAACAUUUCUUUACAGAUACACAGACAACAAAUUCAAUCCCAAAUUCAUCACUACAGUGGGAAUAGAUUUUCGGGAAAAACGUGUGGUUUACAACACACAAGGAGCCGAUGGGUCUUCAGGGAAAGCGUUUAAGGUACACCUGCAGCUUUGGGACACUGCUGGACAAGAGCGGUUCCGGAGCCUCACCACCGCCUUUUUCAGAGACGCCAUGGGCUUCUUGUUAAUGUUUGACCUCACCAGUCAACAGAGCUUCUUGAAUGUCAGGAACUGGAUGAGCCAACUGCAAGCAAAUGCUUACUGUGAAAACCCAGACAUAGUACUAAUCGGCAACAAGGCGGACCUGCCAGACCAAAGGGAAGUCAAUGAACGGCAAGCUCGGGAGCUGGCUGAAAAGUAUGGCAUACCAUACUUUGAAACAAGUGCUGCAACAGGACAGAAUGUAGAGAAGUCUGUGGAAACCCUUCUGGACUUAAUAAUGAAGAGAAUGGAACAAUGUGUAGAGAAGACACAGGUUCCGGACACUGUCAAUGGUGGAAAUUCUGGAAAGCUGGAUGGGGAAAAGCCAGCAGAAAAGAAAUGUGCCUGCUAGAGACACUCCUCCUAAGAACCAGUGAUGAAGAGCCCACCCAAAUACUACAUCCUGAAAUAAUGCAAACCACAAAGUUGUUGUUGAGUAGAUCAUGAGCAAUGGCAUGUCUUUCUCUUCCCUCCCCCAUCUAUUUUAAUAAACCAGGAUAGUCAAUAGUGUUAAAAGAACUGUACUGUUAACCUGAGUCCCUUCCAAACAAAAAUCAAAGUUCUCCUAAGGUGGUCUCACCAUCAUGGAUGCUUGGUUGUAUUUUUAUAAAGAAGUUGUGUAUAAGAGAAGAAGUAUCAGUGACUUUUAAAUGAAAGCACAUAUUACUAUCAGCCUGGAGAAAGGAAUAGGCUAACUAAAAAGAAUAUUAAAAGAUUAUUUCUGUUCACAUCUACUUAUGUGAAGUAUGAGUCAUAGUCUAUAUUUGCACUGGGGAAAACAUAUUCCUAAAAAUAGACACAUAAUAAAGAGUUCUGUGUGGCUUAUUAAGGAUGACUACAUUUACCCAAUAAACUACACUGAUAAGGUUGUGAGUGGGUGAAUGUCAGACUUCUUGUAGGAAGUUGUGUAAUAAUGCCAUUUUUAUAUUUUUUAUAAAUGGCAGAGAGACAAGAACAAGAUCAUGGAUGAAAAAGUAUAAGGUACAUUCCCUGGAGGAAAUAAAACAUGGGAAUAUGGCAGUUGAACAGGUAAAAUUAAAUGGAUCUUUGAGAUAAGUCUGAGAGAGUCACUUAGCCAAAUUUCACUGAAGCAGAUUGGAAGAUGGCAUUAUCAGUUGAGAUUGAGAAUGCCUUAGAAGCUCCAAUUCAAACAAUUCAAGCUUUUAGCAUUGCUUCUGAUAGUGCCCAAGUUCACAUUUUAUUUUUAUUUUUUUUUAUCAAAUUCUUAUAAAGAAUCACAAGAAAAAAUAAAUCAUAUUUAUUGAAUAUACCCUAUAAAUAUAGUCAAGAAACUUAAGAUUUAGUCUUAAAGUUUCCAAAUAUAAAAUUUGUUGAUGAUAGAAAACAAAGAGUGAUGGUUAAUUGUGGGUUUUGGUUCAUUUUAGAAAAGCACUAGAAAUUCUAAGUUGUAUUUUCCCUCUAUACCACACUUAUCUCUGUGUUGAAGCAGUUACAGCAAGGUAUGUUCAUGGACCAAUAACUUCAAAAUAAUUAUGGACCAGUAACUAUGGUCACACUGAAUUUUCACACCAUCAAUAACCAAAAAUUGGUGAUGCUUCAUUCUUUAUUAUAAUAUUUUUAUUUUGUCAAGAGGAAAAAAUAACUAUAGUUGAGAUGUACUUGAGAAAAUAACAAGGAUGGAUCUGUGUUUUAUCUCACCAAAACUGUAGCCAGUGGUUUUAUUUUUCCUUGAAGCUGACUUUCCUUUCUGGAAUUAACCACAGAAUUCACAUUGACUUACUCUUAUCAUUGUGAAAAUUCAUUGUAUUAGUUUUAUUCUCUUAAUUUGGCAUACAUAUAACCCCAUCUUAUCAAAGUGGUAUUUAAACUUGUCAGUCAAUUUUACCAAUAAGAAAACAAUUGCUUUGAGUUUUCUGUUUUCUUUGAGCCUACAGCUGGUGAUAGCAUGCUUUCUCAUCCUUUAAAAUAUUUUCAAUCUCAAACUUUUGCAUACCUUGUCUCCUUUAAAAAUUACAAACAUUGCAAAGUAAAAUCCCAGUGCCAUUUUAAACCUUUUCCUUCUAUCUUCCAUCUGGUGUCCAGUCAAUUUCAGAAAUAUACACAGAUCUGAGGACAUGUCUACAUAAAAUGUUUUUAAGAUAAGUUGAAUCCAGAACUGUACCACUAAUCAACAAAUCAACACAAUAUGGAAGCUUGUAAGGGAUUCGCCCUUAGUAUAAUUCUCAGUACUAAUAUCCCAAGACCUCCAACUUCUAUGAUUGAUUCUAGGUUAGUAUUCCCACUGUCUGGGAUGUUCUUCUUGAUCUCAAAGUCUGUGUCAUGGGUGGAGAAAGCUGUGAGUCAGUGUUUAUAAUAUGUCUUCUGGACAGAAAGUAGAAAGAAAUGAUCACAGCUAUGGCAAAAUCUGGUGAAUGUCUUGAGGUCAAUAAAUGUAUUUCUGAUUUUGAUUCAAAUUGUGCCAGUAUUUCCAUAACAGGGAAUGGCUGAGUCAUAUAAUAGUGAAGGAAUUUCACCUUUUCAUUUUUUUCUCAUUGUGUUCUAGUUACAUGAUUAAUUUGCUUAUGCCAAGAUUUUUCAUUGUCAGAUGAGAAUUUUUCAGGACCUGCUUUAAGAACAUCAUUGGUAAUUGUAGCAUGAAGUGGAGGGCAAUGAUACCUAUAAAUAUGGAAAUGUGCCUAUAAGAGUAACAAGUAUUAAGUACUGGAUAAUAAACUUGGAAGGGUUGACAUUUCAAGCUGCCAAAAAUGAAAAUAUUCUACUUAUAAACACUUAGUCUAGAAAUAUUUCUGUCUAUAAAUUUUGAUAUCUGACUUUGAAAUCUAUUUGACUAUUGUUAGAAAUUCAUUCUCCUAUGAUUUCCAGAUCCUAGUUCCAUAUUUCAUUAUAUAACUUCAAAUUGAACUGGUGCCAUAAAUAUUCUGCUUUA